Cynara cardunculus var. scolymus (artichoke) is the source of this 489-nucleotide messenger RNA. RefSeq names its product pathogenesis-related leaf protein 4-like. The transcript has a single exon. NCBI's taxonomy places the organism in Eukaryota, Viridiplantae, Streptophyta, Magnoliopsida, Asterales, Asteraceae. The coding region runs from base 1 to 489 and encodes 162 amino acids. The record is from RefSeq and is a predicted model, not a curated record. Gene Ontology annotation, cellular component: extracellular region.
AUGGGGUACUCACAUAACAUGUCACUAAUUGUUUAUGCUAUAUUGAUAGCAUACCUACAUUUCUCUUAUGUCCAAAAUGCACCACAAGACUACGUGAAUGCCCACAAUCAGGCUCGAAAAGAGGUCGGUGUGGGGCCUGUGAUGUGGAAUGCUAAGUUGGCUAAAUUUGCUGAAAAUCAAGCCAAUCAAAGAAAGACCGAUUGCGCAAUGCAACACUCGCGCUCUUCACAAUACGGUGAGAAUCUUGCCACUGGGACGGGGGAGUUCUCGGGUAUGGAUGCAGUGAAAUUGUGGAUCAAAGGGAAAGCUAAUUAUGAUUACAAGUCGAACUCUUGCGUUCAGAUGAGGAAGUGUGGGGGCUAUACUCAAGUGGUUUGGAGAAAAUCGACCCUUAUUGGGUGUGCCAGGGUUAAAUGCAAUAAAAAUAAUUGGUUCGUGACUUGCAAUUAUGAUCCUUCGGGGAACAAUAUUGGUGAGAAACCAUAUUAG